Messenger RNA from Ceratotherium simum simum (southern white rhinoceros), 1347 nucleotides. RefSeq names its product general transcription factor IIB (gene GTF2B). Gene Ontology annotation, biological process: RNA polymerase II preinitiation complex assembly; transcriptional start site selection at RNA polymerase II promoter; transcription initiation at RNA polymerase II promoter. Gene Ontology annotation, cellular component: nucleus; transcription preinitiation complex. Gene Ontology annotation, molecular function: RNA polymerase II core promoter sequence-specific DNA binding; TBP-class protein binding; RNA polymerase II general transcription initiation factor activity. NCBI's taxonomy places the organism in Eukaryota, Metazoa, Chordata, Mammalia, Perissodactyla, Rhinocerotidae. The record is from RefSeq and is a predicted model, not a curated record.
GCGUGUGCCAUUCGCCUAUAAAAGCCCAUCUUGGCGCGUCCUCUCGCCACAACGUCUUCCUGUUUGCGCUGCGUCUGUUGCUGCUUCUUGCUGGACUGCAGUGGCCGUGAAGAUGGCGUCUACCAGCCGUUUGGAUGCUCUUCCAAGAGUCACAUGUCCAAACCAUCCAGAUGCGAUUUUAGUGGAGGACUACAGAGCUGGUGAUAUGAUCUGUCCUGAAUGUGGCCUGGUUGUAGGUGACCGGGUUAUCGAUGUGGGAUCUGAAUGGAGAACCUUCAGCAACGAUAAAGCAACAAAAGAUCCAUCUCGAGUUGGAGAUUCUCAGAAUCCUCUUCUAAGUGACGGAGAUUUGUCUACCAUGAUUGGCAAGGGUACAGGAGCUGCAAGUUUUGAUGAAUUUGGCAAUUCUAAGUACCAAAAUCGGAGAACAAUGAGUAGUUCUGAUCGGGCAAUGAUGAAUGCAUUCAAGGAGAUCACCACCAUGGCAGACAGAAUCAACCUCCCUCGAAACAUAGUUGAUCGAACAAAUAAUUUAUUCAAGCAAGUGUAUGAACAGAAGAGCCUGAAGGGAAGAGCUAAUGAUGCCAUAGCUUCCGCUUGUCUCUAUAUUGCCUGUAGACAAGAAGGGGUUCCUAGGACAUUUAAAGAAAUAUGUGCCGUAUCACGAAUUUCUAAGAAAGAAAUUGGUCGAUGUUUUAAACUUAUCUUGAAAGCUUUAGAAACCAGUGUGGAUUUGAUUACAACUGGGGACUUCAUGUCCAGGUUUUGUUCCAACCUCUGUCUUCCUAAACAAGUGCAGAUGGCAGCUACACAUAUAGCCCGUAAAGCUGUGGAACUGGACUUGGUUCCUGGAAGGAGCCCGAUAUCUGUGGCGGCAGCAGCCAUUUACAUGGCCUCACAGGCAUCAGCUGAGAAGAGGACCCAAAAAGAAAUUGGAGAUAUUGCUGGUGUUGCUGAUGUUACAAUCAGACAGUCCUACAGACUAAUCUAUCCUCGAGCCCCAGAUCUGUUUCCUACAGACUUCAAAUUUGACACUCCUGUGGACAAACUACCACAGCUAUAAAUUGAGGCAGCUAAUGUCAAACUCUUAAACACUGAACUUUGCCUAUUGUACAUAGCUAUACAAAGUGCUGGAUUGAGCCUUUAAUAAGGAAAUGAAAGACAUGGUACGCAUUCCAGGGCUAAAUAUUAAUUGCUUGGCAUUCUGUAUGUAUAUACUAGUGAAACAUAUUUAAUGAUUUAAAUUUCUUAUUGAAUUUGCUUUCUUUUGUAGCAAUCUAGGAAACUGUAUUUUGGAAGAUAUUUGAAAUUAUGUAAUUCUUGAAUAAAACAUUUUUCAAAACUAAA